CCGCCCCGCCAAACGCCAGCCCAGCACGUAAAUAACAGAAAUGGCGUCGUCUCAAGACGCCUGGUAUCUAUCUCUCCUCGGUCUGGCUGAAAACUUUCGAACUUCAAGUCCGCCGAACAUCAAACUUUGUAUUCAGUGCUUGCAAGCCGUGUUCCACUUUAAACCUCCUCACCGAGUGGAGGCGAGGACACACCUACAGCUCGGAAACAUUCUUCUCCAACACACGAAAAACAUCGACUUGGCUAGAAAUCAUUUAGAACAAGCGUGGUGUCUAUCUCAAACUAUCAAUGGUUUCGACGAUGUCAAAUUUGAGGCAGCAAGUGUUCUGGCGGAACUGCAUGAUCAGCAACAACAAUCUAAUCUUUCUAAACCAAUCUUACGUAAAGCCAUUGAAAUUUCUCAACAUAGCAAUUACUGGCACUGUCGAUUGAUAUUUCAGCUAGCGCAAAUACAUGCAAGUGAAUGUGAUUAUGAACUUGCCAGCAGUCUUCUUGGAGUAGGAGUAGAUUAUGCCCACAUUCAGUCUGCUGCAUACACACGAGUUCUGUUUCUUCUUAGUAAAGGAAUGCUUCUAUUGAUCGAUAAGAAGUACAAUGAAGUCUUACCCCUACUGAAUCAAGCUGGUCUUCUUGUGGAUAGCUGGCAAGGGAACCAGUUCCAAAAAGAAUAUUUAAGAGUAUUCUUCCUUGUUUUACAGGUUUGCCAUUAUCUCAUGGCUGGUCAAGUAAAAAGUGUGAAACCUUGCUUGAAGCAACUUCAGCAAAGCAUCCAAACCAUCAUGAUGCCUAGCUGGCCAUCAGACGAAGUGGUAUCAAGUGGGAACACUGCUGAAAUGUUUAUAUGGAUGCCAAAAGAACACCUCUAUGUAUUAGUGUAUCUAGUAACCGUCAUGCAUUCUAUGCAAGCUGGGUAUAUGAACAAGGCUCAGGAAUACACUGACAAGGCAUUGGCGCAGAUAGAGAAAUUGAAGGUGCUAGACAACAAGCCUAUUCUCUCAGUAUUUCAACUGAUGCUUUUAGAACAUAUUGUAAUGUGUCGAUUAGUUAUGGGUAACAAGACAUUGGCUCUCCAAGAAAUCUCUCAGGCCUGCAAUUUGUGCCAGCUGCAGCCCCAUCUUCUUAAAACUCAUCGUCCGCAGUUGCACACUAUGCUUGGGUUAUAUGCUAUGAGCAUGAACUGCAUGGAAGCAGCGGAGGUUCAAUUUUCAUCUGCCCUACAGUCUUCAAAGGAACGAGAUUUGAGAACGUUUGCCAAUUUAAACCUUGCUAUAGUGUACCUUAGAGCCAAGAGAGAGCAAGAAUUUGCUUCACUGCUUGAUAGCAUAAAUCCAGAAAAUCUUCCCACACAUUCACACAGUUUAAGAGCUGCUGCGUACUAUGUGCAGGGAUUACAGUGUUUCUUCCAAGCGAGAUACAAUGAAGCAAAGCGAUAUUUAAGAGAAACAUUAAAAAUGGCCAAUGCAGAAGAUUUAAACCGACUUACAUCAUGCUCUCUAGUUCUUUUGGGUCAUAUAUUUUUGUCUUUGGGGAACUCAAGAGAAAGUAUGAACAUGGUUACUCCAGCAAUGCAGCUAGCCAGUAAGAUACCUGAUGUUCAUGUUCAACUCUGGGCAUCUGCAAUUUUGAAAGAUCUGUACCGGACAUCAGGGGACUCAGGCCAUGAAAAUGAGGCCUACUCUAUGCACUGUAGCUUCUCACAAAGUCUUCUCAAGGACCACUUUACCUCAUCAAAAAUGAUGGAGCACAAUUUAAUACAAUGGACUGAUGGCCCUUUCCCUGAAGUUUAUAAUGCCACACCAUCUACAUCAUCUGGACUAAUGUAACAAAGUGAACCAAGUCAUUGUGAAAACUGUGCUGGUCGCAGCUCUAGGGGACUGUCUUAACAUGUUCUCUCACUAUCAAAAUGUCCGUCAGGUUAAUCAGUUCGCCCUGCUUUUAUUCUCCUAACAGCAACAAUAUUUGCUUGUCUUCUGUUUUAAAAUAUAUUGUGAGAAUGCAGAAGUUUGACACAAUCUGCUUGUAAAACAUUUUUGUUUCUUCCAAGUUCUGUCUCAAAGUUUAAUUCAUUAUUUAUGUGUCGAGAAUGAAUAUUAUUUCAUAAGAUUGUUGAGCUUUCCUUUAAUUAAUUUUGCAUGUAGUCUACUGUAUAAGGUGUUAACUCAUUAUUUAAAGCUUCAUCCAUUUUCUUCAUCAGUCAAAACGCCAUAAAACAAUACCUUGUAUAUCUCAGCUUUACAAGUUUCUUUAAGUCAAAACUAAAAAUUUGUCAAAGAGUCAGUUCUGUGCAUCUCUUUUGUUGCAAUCACUGGUAUGACAUUUCUUUUGUCUCACAUAUGUUGUUGUGCUUUCUUCUUUGUUUCUUCAAGGUAUUGUUUACAUUUUGCACAAUCCUGACAAAGAAGAUCAGCUUGUACUUAAUUAGCUUUGGCCUUCAUAGAUUACUAAUAUUGUGUACCUCUCUAUUCAGUUAGCUAGUACAACAAUGAUCUUUCUAUUUAUUAAAAAAAAUAUUUAGUAGGUGCUUCACAAUCAUAGCUGAAUCAUGAAAACGUCUUUUCUUCCCUUAAUCUUACACAUUUUUUGUAGAGCAAAUAUACAUUAAAUAUUGUUCUUUAAGUGAAGCUGAGAAAAAAAAUAGCAACUGUCUGUUUGCUAGGGCUCAAUUUAAAUGACUUUUUCAGCUAUGUUUGUGAGAAUAUGUUUUUAAUCAGUGCACUUCAUUGCAAAGUGUUCAUUGUUAUACUGUCCUGUCAAACUGAAGGGUACCUGAUUUAUCCAUAAUGUAGAGUAUUUAUUAAUUUUUAGUGUGUAUCCCAUUGACUAGAAUAGUGUACUUUUGAAUACUGUAUGAACAUCCCUCUUUCUUUGUGGUUUGACAUGGAAAUAUCAAUGUUCUCAAAAUUCAGUGAUAUGAUAUGCUUUUAGCAAGGGAGGGGGGGGACUGUAUGAACCAUCAUGCAGAUUUUAGAGGUGUGAUGCAGAAUAUUUCAAGACUGAUUUGUACUUUUUGUAGCUGUGGAACUACAAUCUUUUCACUUAAGAAGCUGUAUGGGGUUUAUGAAAGUCUGCAACUUUUUAAAAUUCUUAACAGUGGACAGUUAACUUUCCUCUAAUUUUUUUUUUCCCUCAAGAAGAGGCUGAAAGCUAUGGUUGCUCAUGACAAAGAUUGUUUGAGGCUAUUAUUCAUUCUCUGUAUGACGAAGUAAUUAACACAGUGGCCACUUUUAGAAGCUCCCAUGAAUUUUGAUCAGCAUACUUGUGGUUUAAACAAUAGUUAACUCGGAAUGCCACACUUAUGGGAUUUUGUGGUCCUGCUGACAUUAAACCCUCUGUGGACCAAAAGUUGUACUGGUAUCUUGCAUGAUCUGCUCUUUGUGAGAUGGAAUUGCCCAUUCGUAGGUGUUAUGGGCUAAAAUGGAGUCUGAAAAUUCGAAUUGAAGAUUGCUAUGGAAUUUGUGAUCUAGCAAUUUAAUUGAAUCUUUGCCAUGUUAUGCCUCUUCUUGUUCAAUUCUAAUGUUAAUGGAAAAUCUCAACCAGAUUUUAACAAAUUAAGUUGGUUACCAUUGUUAUGUUAUGAACUGUUUUAUAUCUUGAAUGAAUAGCACUGGCAUUUAUCAGUGUUAAGUACACUGUGCUCUACUGUGAUGUAAUAAACGUAAGCAAUUACUUUAUCUAAGUAAAAAGUUUGUUGUAGAUUAAUUUGUAGUAACCCCCAAAACAUUUUCCUUAGUUUGCUACGUUUGCAUUGAUUAAGUUCUAAGUUUUUGAUUUAUGUACAGACAGAGAUAUUGUAAAUAAAAGGCCAUAUAUUGUAUAAAUUAACAACCACCCCUUAAUUUCUUUUCGACCAUUUAGUACCUCUCCUAGCCAUAUAUUUUCUAAAUCCAUUAAAAAUAAGUUGAGGUCAACCAGGAAAUCAGAUUUUAUUUAUAAAUAAGUCUGUAAAAUAUGUAAAGGGGGGGAGUGGGGGUUGAAAAUGGAAUACUUGUAAAACCAGUGUUUGAGAUGUCAAUUAAAAUACGAGACGAUUUUAAAAAUUUUA
Frankliniella occidentalis (western flower thrips) is the source of this 4041-nucleotide messenger RNA. It is a transcript of the gene Mau2, whose product is annotated as MAU2 chromatid cohesion factor homolog. The record is from RefSeq and is a predicted model, not a curated record. Gene Ontology annotation, biological process: mitotic sister chromatid cohesion; maintenance of mitotic sister chromatid cohesion. Bases 41 to 1822 code for a protein of 593 amino acids. Lineage: Eukaryota; Metazoa; Arthropoda; Insecta; Thysanoptera; Thripidae. The transcript is spliced from 8 exons. Gene Ontology annotation, cellular component: SMC loading complex; chromatin. Gene Ontology annotation, molecular function: double-stranded DNA binding; protein binding.